AUGGAGCAGAACCAGGACCCGGAGGACUCCAGUAGACCAGCAGCAGGCUCUGAUAGCACCGAUGUUCAGGAAGGAAGAGAGAGACUCAAACGGCACCACUGUCAGCUCUGUGACAAAACCUACUCAACAGCUGGAAGUUUAAAGGUUCAUCUCCGCAUCCAUACUGGAGAGAGACCUUACAGCUGUGACCAGUGUGGGAAUGCUUUCAGUCAACUACAGAACCUGAGAAAUCAUCUCCGCAUCCAUACUGGAGAGAGACCUUACAGCUGUGACCAAUGUGGGAAUGCUUUCAGUCAACUACAGCACCUGAGAAGUCAUCAACGCAUCCACACUGGAGAGAAACCUUACAGCUGUGACCAAUGUGUGAAGACUUUCAAUCAGAAACACCACCUGAGAUAUCAUCAACGCAUCCACACUGGAGAGAAACCCUACGGCUGUGACCAUUGUGGGAAUGCUUUCAGUCGACUACAGAACCUGAGAAGUCAUCAACGCAUCCACACUGGAGAGAAACCUUACAGCUGUGACAAGUGUGGGAAUGCUUUCAGUCGACUAGGUAGCCUGACAAGUCAUCAACGCAUCCACACUGGAGAGAAACCCUACGGCUGUGACCAGUGUGGGAAUGCUUUCAGUCAACUACAGAACCUGAGAAGUCAUCAACGCAUCCACACUGUAGAGAAACCUUACAGCUGUGACCAGUGUGGAAAAACUUUUUCUCACAGUUCUAACCUUGAAGUCCACCGACGCAUCCACACUGGAGAGAAACCUUACAGCUGUGACCAGUGUGGAAAAACUUUUUCUCACAGUUCUAACCUUGAAGUCCACCGACGCAUCCACACUUGAGAGAAGCCAUACUGGUGUGACCAAUGUGGG
This is a messenger RNA of Centropristis striata (black sea bass), 870 nucleotides long. RefSeq names its product zinc finger protein 239-like. Gene Ontology annotation, molecular function: DNA-binding transcription factor activity, RNA polymerase II-specific; RNA polymerase II cis-regulatory region sequence-specific DNA binding. Bases 1 to 840 code for a protein of 279 amino acids. The transcript is spliced from 2 exons. Gene Ontology annotation, biological process: regulation of DNA-templated transcription. The record is from RefSeq and is a predicted model, not a curated record. Lineage: Eukaryota; Metazoa; Chordata; Actinopteri; Perciformes; Serranidae.